UGAACUUGAGAAUGCACAUGAACGCAUAAACCGCGCGUGUGAAUUGCGAAUUGUCGUCAACGUAAUUUGCAACCAGUGAACGAUUUACGAUAACGCGCGCGCUCGCGGCAGUAAUAUUCAAAUAAAACGUAAUAAGUAUUACUUUAGUGUACAAGUACAAUGUGAUACCAAGUGGGGGCUACUGUAAGUGUAUUCGUGUAUGUAUUCAAGCACGAAACAAGGCUUCGCGAUCGAAAAAACGUGCACACAGUCGACCCGCGCGUGUUCCGACGGACUGUCGUAGAUUUUUGCCGUUCCUUUCCGUUAAUUAAUAACCCAGUGCCAUCAAAUCAACCAUCAUGCUGUCGCUACCUAGAAAUCAGGCAACGCAGCUUGCCAAUGUUCUUCGUAAAUAUUCCUCGAAUGUCGCACCAACAACGAAACUCUUCAUCAAUGGCGAAUUUAAAGAUUCCAAGGCUACGGAAUGGGUGGAUCUGCACAAUCCGGCCACCAACGAGGUUGUUACCAAAGUCCCUUUGUCCACAAAGGCUGAAAUGGACUCUGCGGUCGAGUCCGCAAAGGAAGCGUAUAAAUCCUGGAGACAGACUUCGGUCUUGUCCCGUCAGCAACUCAUGUUGAAGCUGCAGGCUGUGAUUCGUAGAGAUAUGAAGAAGUUGGCAGCAAAUAUCACCACAGAACAAGGCAAGACCUUGGCUGAUGCCGAGGGAGAUGUUCUCAGAGGAUUACAGGUGGUUGAACAUGCAUGCGCUGCUGGUACCCUCCUCCAAGGUGAAUCCCUCCAAAACAUUGCCAAAGAUAUGGAUAUUGUGUCUUACAAACUACCACUUGGUGUGACAGCUGGUAUUUGCCCGUUUAACUUCCCGGCCAUGAUUCCAUUAUGGAUGUUUCCAAUGGCGUUGAUUGCCGGUAACACCAUGGUUGUUAAACCCUCUGAACGCGACCCUGGUGCGACCAUGAUGAUCAUGGAAUUGCUUCAGGAAGUUGGCGCUCCUCCUGGCGUUGUUAACGUCAUUCACGGUACACACGACUCUGUAAACUUUAUCUGUGACAAUAAAGACAUCAAGGCAAUCAGUUUUGUCGGGUCUGACCGCGCUGGAAAGUACAUCUACGAACGCGGAGCAGCUAACGGUAAAAGAGUACAGUCUAACUUGGGUGCUAAGAACCAUGCCGUUAUCUUGCCCGAUGCCAACAAAGAAGCUACUAUUGAACAACUUGUGGGUGCUGGUUUUGGCGCUGCUGGUCAACGUUGCAUGGCUUUAAGCGUUGCCAUCUUAGUGGGAGAGGCUAAGAACUGGCUUCCUGACCUGAUUGCGCGUGCUUCCCAACUCAAAGUAAACGCUGGGCACGAACCUGGAACUGAUGUGGGCCCAGUAAUCACCCCACAAGCUAAAGAAAGAAUUCAUCAAUUGAUUGAGGCUGGUAUUAAACAAGGUGCCAAAUGUCCCUUGGACGGUCGCAAUAUUAAAGUCCCUGGCUAUCCUAACGGCAACUUUGUCGGACCUACCAUUCUCACAGACGUUCAAGUCAACCAAGACUGCUAUAAAGAGGAGAUCUUUGGCCCAGUGCUGUCGGUUAUGACUGCCGAUACAUUAGAGCAAGCAAUUGAAAUGAUUAAUGCCAAUCCUUACGGAAACGGUACCGCGAUCUUUACUAGCAAUGGUAGUCACGCGCGGCAAUUUGUAAACGAAAUCGAUGUCGGCCAGGUCGGUGUCAACGUACCCAUCCCAGUUCCGUUGCCCAUGUUCAGUUUCACAGGAUCAAGGGGUAGUUUCUUGGGAGAUUUGCAUUUCUACGGUAAACAGGGGCUCAAUUUCUACACACAAACUAAAACUAUCACAUCACUGUGGCGCAAAGGAAAAGCAGUGGCUAAGCCAUCUGUUUCAAUGCCAGUUCAUAACUAAUUCACAUGAAAACCGAAUUGAAAAUUGAUGAAAACGCGAAUUUGUGUUACCGCAACACAAUAAUUAAUUGAAUAAAGUAUUUGAUAUUUUGUUGGUCAAAUGAGUGAAUGUUCAAAUUCACUUAUUUAAAAAUGAAUAUGAUUCCAAAAUAAAUGAUAUUGAAUGUUUGUAUUAUCAGA
Molecule: messenger RNA, 2080 nt
Organism: Dalotia coriaria
Lineage: Eukaryota; Metazoa; Arthropoda; Insecta; Coleoptera; Staphylinidae
Product: probable methylmalonate-semialdehyde/malonate-semialdehyde dehydrogenase [acylating], mitochondrial
Exons: 3
Coding region: 339-1901 (520 amino acids)
Biological process (GO): thymine catabolic process; L-valine catabolic process
Cellular component (GO): mitochondrion
Molecular function (GO): malonate-semialdehyde dehydrogenase (acetylating, [NAD(P)+]) activity; methylmalonate-semialdehyde dehydrogenase (acylating, NAD+) activity
Source: RefSeq, a predicted model, not a curated record